AAAUUAAGCUUUUAAAGUGUGUUUAAACUUUAACCUACGCUCGCACAGAAAAAAAAAGUUUAAUUACUGAGCAGCAGCGCAGCAGAGGUGUCUUAAAUGGAUCUGUGUGCGCAGCAGAGCUCUUCAUAAGUCUCUCUCUGAGAUUUGUACAAGGCUACAAAGGCUACGAAGGCUACAAGCAGAGGCUCCGUUUCGAGGCACAGCUUUAUGUCAUUUCCGAAACGUUUCGUUGGCGAUCGGGUUCUGCAUUUCCAUCAAUCGGAGCCGUUUGAUCAGCAUCGGUGGAUGGGAUUUGCAUUUGAGCGAUUUGUUUGAUUGAAUGGUCUGGUAGUGCUCACUAUGAACCCGCUGUGCUGCAUUGCGCCGGUUUCGAUCGAUCGGGACCGGGCCAGUCCGGUCGCGGAGAAGCAGUCAAGUCAGUGCCAGUUGGGGCCCGAGGCUCCGAUCCGAAACGUGAGUUACGGCUCGAAGCCGAGCUACUCGGCUCAGGUCUCGUUGGCCGGUACCGAAUCUGACAGGGCUUCAGUUACUGCGGGACACGAGGUUGAAGAUACGAUCAGCGAAGCUAGGGAUUCGAAGGUGUUUGGUAUCAAUGGAGGCGUCAGUGGCAGCGUGGCUGGGAUUUUGUACAAGUGGGUGAACUACGGGAAGGGAUGGAGGUCGAGGUGGUUUGUGCUCGAAGACGGUGUGCUUUCGUACUACAAGGUUCACGGACCGGACAAGAUUUUGAUGAGCCCGGUCCGGGAGAAAGGCUUGAGGGUGAUCGGAGAAGACUCGUUGAGGUAUAUGAAGAAGGCUAAUUGGAGUAAUAGUCGGCUUGGCGCGCCGGCGAGGCGGUGCAAGCCUUUCGGCGAAGUCCAUUUGAAGGUCUCUUCAAUUCGUGCCAGCAAAUCAGAUGAUAAAAGGCUUUCCAUAUUCACAGGAACUAAAACUCUCCACUUGCGUUGUGUAUCUAGAGAGGGCAGAGCUGCAUGGAUUGAGGCACUGCUGGGUGCUAAAGAUCUUUUCCCUAGAGUGUUGACAAGCCAUGAUUUAGUACCUUCAGAAGAUAUAGUUGUUUCAACAGAGAAGCUUAGAUUAAGAUUAGCACAGGAGGGUGUUGGUGAGCCGGUGAUCAAAGACUGCGAGUCAAUUAUGCUCUUAGAAGUCUCCGAGCUGCAAAAUCAGUUGAAGACUCUUCAGAGUAAACAUGUGAUGUUGUUAGACACUUUGAGACAAUUGGAGACGGAGAAAAUAGAGCUGGAGACUACAGUAGUAGAUGAAACAAAGGAGCGUGAGUCCUACUGCGGACAGGGGAAUCGGAGAUUUAGUGAUUUCUACUCCGUCUUAUCAGAGGGCAGUGCAAGUGACUCUGACGCAGAUAAUGAAAGUCAAGAUGGAGCAGAUGUUGAAACAGAUGAAGAUGAAGGAAUGUAUUUUGAUACGCAUGAUAUGUUGUCUUCAGAUGCUUUAAGGAGUGCCUCCUAUCGGAGUAGGGAAGAUACUCUAAGAAGUGCUUCCUAUCGGAGUAGGGAAGGUUUGGGCAAUGGUUGUUUAUAUGAUAGAGAUUCCUUCUUUUCUGAUCGAUUGCAUGGAAUUGAGGAGAUCCGGACAGUUAAAUAUCCAUAUGUGAAAAGGAGGGAUAAUUUUCCAGAACCAAAGGAGAAAGAGAAACCUGUUGGCUUGUGGUCAAUUAUCAAGGAUAAUAUUGGGAAGGACUUGUCUGGAGUCUGUCUUCCUGUUUAUUUUAAUGAACCCCUCUCUUCGUUACAAAAGUGCUUUGAAGAUCUGGAGUAUUCGAACUUGGUUGAUCGAGCAUUGGAAUGGGGAAAGCAGGGGAAUGAUUUAAUGAGAAUUCUAAACGUUGCAGCUUUUGCUGUUUCUGGCUAUGCAUCAACAGAAGGUCGGCAGUGCAAACCCUUUAAUCCUCUUCUUGGGGAGACCUAUGAAGCUGACUAUCCAGAUAAAGGACUUCGUUUUUUCUCUGAAAAGGUGAGUCACCACCCAAUGGUUGUUGCUUGUCACUGUGAAGGCAGAGGUUGGAAAUUCUGGGCGGACUCCAAUCUCAAGGGCAAGUUUUGGGGGCGUUCUAUUCAGCUUGAUCCUGUGGGUGUCCUUUCCUUGCAGUUUGAGGACGGGGAGACUUUUCAGUGGAGCAAGGUUACUACUUCUAUAUACAAUAUCAUACUAGGAAAAAUUUAUUGUGAUCACUAUGGCACCAUGCGCAUCAAGGGAAGUGGCAAUUACUCCUGCAAGCUAAAGUUCAAGGAGCAGUCUAUCAUAGACCGAAAUCCACAUCAGGUUCAUGGAUUUGUUCAAGACAACAGAACUGGAGAGAAAGUAGCAAUGUUGGUGGGCAAGUGGGACGAGGCAAUGUACUAUGUGCUGGGAGAUCCAACUACAAAACCAAAGGGUUAUGAUCCAAUGACAGAGGCCGUGCUGCUCUGGGAAAGAGAUAACUAUGAUACCAAGACAAGAUACAAUCUCUCUCCUUUUGCAAUAUCUCUGAAUGAAUUAACACCUGGCUUAUUGGAGAAAUUACCUCCAUCAGACUCAAGGCUAAGGCCAGAUCAAAGACAUUUGGAGAACGGUGAAUAUGAAUUGGCAAAUGCAGAGAAACUAAGACUAGAACAGCUACAAAGACAGGCGAGGAAGUUGCAAGAGAGAGGUUGGCAGCCAAGAUGGUUUCGAAAAGACGAGGAUGGUUGUUAUAGUUAUGCAGGUGGGUAUUGGGAAACUAGGGAGAAGAAGAACUGGGAAGGAAUUCCUGAUAUUUUUGGCCAGACUAGUGAUUUGCCCUCAUGUUCUGGGGAAGAGUAAGGCGUCUCUUGGCCAAGCUUGUUCUGUUAAAUCCUGGGUCCUUUGAUUUAUUCCCUUCCCAUUUUUCUUUACUUUUCCCCUUUGAUCCCCCCUUGCCCUAAAUUUGAUUUGUAGGCUGUAUUAUAGAAAACAACUCCUUGAUGCCGUAAUGAUAGUUUUCUUAUGGUUUC
Prunus avium (sweet cherry) is the source of this 2969-nucleotide messenger RNA. It is a transcript of the gene ORP1D, whose product is annotated as OSBP(oxysterol binding protein)-related protein 1D. The record is from RefSeq and is a predicted model, not a curated record. Gene Ontology annotation, cellular component: membrane; cytosol. Gene Ontology annotation, molecular function: sterol binding. Lineage: Eukaryota; Viridiplantae; Streptophyta; Magnoliopsida; Rosales; Rosaceae.